CGGAAAGCAGCAGACUACAUCUUAUCUUUGUUGUUUUUGUGAAUUUUGUAGUACGUGCCCUCCCACCACUUCAAGCCUGCUCCGACAUGUUGACGCUCGAAGGAAAUCGACCAUAGAAAAACAUCUGAUUCUGAUCGUCGUCUUGUCCUCACCUGAACGCUUUUCUUCGAAAUGCAGAGAACCAACUCACCUGGAUAGACAACCUUAAACCGCGGAAGGAGUAAAGAAGACACAGACUCUCUUGAGUGCUGUUAAGGAGUUAAGUUAAUGUUGUUAUAAGAAAAAAAGAAACUGUUUUCAAACAUGGUUCGGUUGACGAUAGACUUGAUAGCACGGGUGAACACUCACACCAAGAGGAAACGCGACGAGCCACUGUCACAAUACCUGCGGAGACUCACACAUCUCUACUUCCAGGAGAGACAUAUCGAUGAAAUAGAUGACCUGUCCCUGUGUAAGAACCUGUCAGUGUUGUACCUGUAUGACAACAGGAUUGCCAGGAUACAGAACCUGCACUUCGCCUCCAACCUCACUCACCUGUACCUGCAGAACAACCUCAUCAAUAAAAUAGAGAACCUGUCUUUGUUACGGAGAUUAGAAAAACUGUACCUAGGAAAUAAUGAGAUCACGGUUGUGGAAGGUCUGGACAAACUGGAGAAUCUGAAGGAGCUGCACAUAGAGAACCAAAGACUGCCGCCUGGGGAGAAGUUACUGUUUGAUCCCAGGUCCAUCCAAGCCUUGUCGGCGGCGCUGUGCGUCCUGAACGUCUCUGGGAACAGCCUGGAGGACCUGCAGGACUUCCGGUGCCUGGGCGGUCUGAACCAGUUCAUGGCGGCAGACAACCAGCUGGAGGACAUGAAGGAGCUGGCGCAGGUUCUGUCGGGGUGGCCCAGCCUGUGGAGACUGGAGCUGGUGGGGAACCCGCUCUGCCGCAAGGCCAAGUACAGGGACAGGGUCAUCGUCAUGUCCGGAUCACUCGGUAAGGCAGCACCAAAAAACUCACUGUGCAGUGAGGAAUUCCACGGGCGUGCAAGGUCAGCGCAGCGCGAGGACAUACACGCGUGCGAACUCAGCACAGCGCGAGGAACGGCACGCGUGCAAACAAUCGCGGAAAUGAGUAUCGGCACGCGUGCAAACCGACGUGUAAAAGUUGAGAUAACCCCAUCAGAAGAGGAUGAUCCACCUGAGUCUUUAGACUCCUCGGAACUUGCAGACCCUGAAAUUGCAUUUUUGAGGAAACUGUUUGGACAUUCGGGGCAAAAUUUUCCCAUGAUGCCCCGGGACAGCCUCAGGCUUCAGCCUCUCCUGAAGCUACCCAGCAUGCCCCUGGAGGACCAGGCUGUUGACGAGUUGGGCAAUGUGGCCCGUUGUGAACUGCCACCUCUCCAGCUGCCCCACGCUCCUCUCAGAAACUACAUCAUGCCGGGCCUCCCGGGAGCACGGAAACAGUUUGAGGCCAUCCUGGCACGAUCUCGCAGCCUGCCCGGCUCAGCAGACGUCAUGGGGCGGGGCGACAUGCUCGCACAGAAGACCGAGAUCAUCGCAGAGUUGCCAAAGAAGAGCCUGAGCGACCUCCAGGCACCCAUUAGAUCCAGGUACGCGAGAAUCCUAGUGGGUGAACCCGGGGGCACGCCGAUUCCGAGAGACCUGCCUCCACCAAUCAGAAGUUCUCCUGUCCUCAGACCGUCGCUCCAAGCGAAAGCCAUCGACGUGCGCAGCUCCAACCAAUUUGUAGACUCCAAGGUUCUGUGAUGGUGUUUAAAUGUUGCUCACACAUUCCUCCUCAGCUUGUCUUAAAGGUAUCAAAUGCAAUUUCAGGGCGGCAAAACUGGAUUUUCAAAGUCAAUUUUGGGGGCAUUCUUUUAGUAAGUUGAAGUUUCACUGAUGGAAAACGGUUCCUUGUUUUGUAUUGUAGGCUGGUGAUAGCUAUUUAUGGGUGGUAAAAAAAAUGUACCAGAAACCCCAAAACAUCAAGAGACACUUCAUGUAGCUUGUUUUUGGGCUAUGCUUCAAGUAUCAAAAUAAUGAUGUCGAAAAUGUGCUAAGAAAUGUCAGUAAAUGUCAAUAUGUAUCAGGAAGAUUUCUUCAUCCAGAAUAUUUGUUUGUUUUACCUCCCUGAAAUUGCAUUAUACUCCUUUAAGGGACCAAUUGACAUAAUGUAUAUAAGGAAUGUUAAUAAUUGGACAGGAGGUAGUAUUGUGAAUAUUACCACUGUUCAUGGGAGGUCACUACCUGACUAUCAGGCCCCAUUCCCAAUAGGAUAAAAUUGUUCGGAUCAAGCCAAAUCGAUUCGGUUCGAAGCAGAAUCAAAGCCAGAUCAAACCAAAUCAAUUAGGCUCAACCCGGACAAUUUUAUCCUGGUGGGAAUGGGGCCUUGCUGUUAGAACUGCCUCCAGUUUGAAUAAAUUUAUGUAUAGACCUGUCACGUGGACAGCUUAUCAUUUUAUAAUUGACAUUGAUGGCUGUAUAAAAGCUAUUAUUUUUAAUGUGACUGCACUUGUGAUUGCACUUGAUUUACUGAUGAUGUACGUUAUUUGGGGGGCUGAGAGGAAAUUAUUCUCAAGUGUAAAGCUACAUGUCUUCAAGAGACAAAUACAUUUAUUGGUGUUUUCUUGGCAAUAUCUGCCCAGGGUUUGAAGUACCCACUCUCGCCAUGCAAGUUGGGUUUUUCUGUACGAGAUGCCAAGUUGUCCACAAGUUAUCAUAUUUUUUUUCAUACAAAAGUACAUUUUUCAAAGUUUACAGCGGUUUGGCUUACAGCUUCUAAAAUAAACUGUGUCCUGCCACGGCCAGCAUGUGAGUAAUACCUUUACAGGUGGCCUGGCUUAUGGCUAGCCUUCUAAAAUAAUCAGCCGGUGUUGAUGGCAACCUGAAAUACUGAUAGGCAACCUAGCUUUUGACUUAGGUUGCCCAGUUAGCAACCUGAGAAAAAAAGUAUUUCAAACCCUAAGGCCUGCCUCACAGCUGAAAAUGUGCUGUGUAAGCUUUGAUGCUCAUGUUAGCAAUGGUUUGCUAGGUUCGGUUGAGGAACCGGAAACAACAUUUUUUCUCUAGGACUACAUGUAACACAGCAAACACAACAAUUGGGUACUUGGUGGGAAUUAUAAAUAAAUUACAACUCCUAUAGUUUUUAAUUUUUUUUAUGCCUAUACAAAAUGUACCACUGGUAGCUAUUGUGCACCAUUCUUGUGCAAAAAUCUGUGAUAGAAGGAAGUUAGGCCCCAUUCUCACUAGGAUAAAAUUGGAUCGAGCCGGCCAAAGCGAAUCAAUCCGGUUUGAUGUGGAGAAUUUUAUCCUAGUGGGAAUAGGGUCUAAGUGCUGGUUUUGUGCAUGUAUGGGAUGUGAUUUGGUCAUUUUGUAUGUAUACAGUACAGUGCCACACAAGGGCUGACCCUCAAUGCAAAUAACGUUAACUUUGCCAAAGAGGACCGUACAUUGUCCUGCCAAGACAGAUCUUCAAAGUGAAACAUCUGCUGACUGCUGCUAUUUUCCUUACGCACUUGGAAGUGUUGUAUUUUUUUUGUAACUUAUAAUAUCUACAUACAACAUAACAUUUUUGUGCCAUGUUUGUUUUGGAAUGUUAUUUUGUGACUUGGUCAAGAAAAUGACUAUCUUUUGCACGUGGAAAUAUAUUACGAACAGGUACUGUAUUUGUACAUGCACUACUCAAAUGGGUUCAGUCCACCAGUUUGUAGCUUGGAAGUGAAUGACAAACUGAGAUAUGAACAAGAGUCACAAUAGACAUACAAACACUGUAUUACCGCUGGUGUGGAGUUGACUCUGUUGCGCAAAUGUUGAAAUAAAGUGUACAGUACGGCAUCUGUGACUGGUGUAAUUACUUGAUGUACUGUUUUAUUCCUCCCAAAUGCUCACCCAUUCACCUAUUUUACCCACCCCCUCAAGUGCUGGACAAUGGACCUAUCACAUUAUUACCUCACAGUUUGUUCACCUGUUCUAAAGAACAUUCUAGAACCGUCAGUUAAAGAAUAAAGAUCAUUUCAAAGUCAGGUAUGUUUGAUUUUUGCUUUGUCUAGUUUUGUUGACAGCAUUACUAGUACUACAUGCCGUUAUUUGGUGAUUUAGUUCUGACACUAGACAUAGUACUGUGUAAAGGAAUUAUACAUGUAUAAAGGCUAACGCUACACAAACACACACCGUGCUACGCACCCCUGUACAAUAUAAACGUGGAUUGACCGGUAAUAAUGUGAUAGGUCCAUUGGUAGAGAAUAAUUUAAGUCCCAUCAACAGCUAAGCAAAUAGAGUUAAAUCAUUGGUGAAAGUUCUUGUUCCAUAUGGUUAUUAUUUCAUAAUUAUGGUUGAUGUCUAGUACAGGUUAGAGUAGCGCUGGAAUGCU
This is a messenger RNA of Branchiostoma belcheri (Belcher's lancelet), 4351 nucleotides long. Its product is annotated as dynein assembly factor 1, axonemal-like. NCBI's taxonomy places the organism in Eukaryota, Metazoa, Chordata, Leptocardii, Amphioxiformes, Branchiostomatidae. Gene Ontology annotation, molecular function: protein binding. The transcript is spliced from 9 exons. The record is from RefSeq and is a predicted model, not a curated record. Bases 304 to 1749 code for a protein of 481 amino acids.